AUUGGAUAUAAGAAGAGAAAGAAUGAUCAGUAUAAACGACAGUAGCUGUUGCAAAUGCGAUCACUUAUAUUCAAUAACAUUGGAUACGACUGUGUUGUAUUAAACUAACAGAGUAUGGCUACAUUUCCGAAGUACGUGCAGCUGCAAGUGAUGCUCUUUCUCUUCUGUGCCAUCCCCGUAAGGACCCAGUCUUUGGAUUACGACGUCAACAGUAUUCUUCGAUACGACUCCCCAAAGUGUUUAUGGAGACAAGAAUGUGGGCUGGAACUUACCUUUCCGGACAAAAAUUGCCAUUGCGAUGCCAUGUGUCAUGUGAUGGGGGAUUGUUGCAAAAACAGUAACCAUAAUUUUUCAGCUGAAAACUUUGUUUCUAUUCCACGACCUGAACUGUUUUCAUGUGAACGGAUUUCUGGGAUUAUUGAAUCCACAAACACAUAUGGAGUUUUAUCUGUCACACGAUGUCCAGAUAUAUGGGCUGACCAGGAAAUAAGAACAUUAUGCGAAGAAAACAACCAUUUUACAGAAGAUUUGAAUUGUAAAAUUCCUGUCAGUGACCGAACAGAAUUUCAGGUGAUUUACAGGAAUAUGUACUGCGCGUUUUGCAACGAGGAAUACGACUUUUUGUAUUGGAAAGCCCAAUAUGAAUGCAAAGAACCUUUAGAUGUCCGAGCUAUACCUGGUAAUCCACUCUGUCGUUUGUCAUUUUCGCAACCUGAUCAUCAUGUCAAACACCGUCUGUGCCUUAUGACUCAACCAUUAUCGAGCUGUCCAGAGGGAUCAAACAGGUCUCUGGUCGACAUGUGUGCAAGAACACCCUAUUAUAUUGUUUAUAAUGAUGCAAGCGCCACACAGACAUAUCGGAAUGAGUAUUGUGCACAAUGUAACGGCAUACAGGCCGAUAACAUUUACUGUGAAAACGUUCAACAAGAUGAACAAGCUGGAUCUGACGAUCCUGAUAAAAAAAUAUACAGCUAUCGAUUGUUGGUUGAUAUAAAUAACAAUGAAAUAUCUGUCAAUAAUUUAGUUUUUACUAAUACAACAAAAUGCGAGGAUAAUGCUUUAUUCGACGUAGUGUAUGGAAAAUGUAGAACGAUUGUCUGUCCGUUCGGAAGAGUGCCAAUGCAGGGACGAUGCAUUAUCCGCUCUGAAAAUGACAGCGAUGACUUUCAUGCGGGGAUUCAUGAGAAUACAUCGGGAAUUGACAUGAACUGUACGUUAGUUCAACUAGACAAGGAGGAAUACACACAUACAAACGAUUCACGAUUGUUUAUUAUACUAAUCGGUAGAACCAUCAAUCACACUGAAUAUUUACAGAAUGGCUCAGAAGUGUUUAUAUGCCAACACCUGCUACUGGUAUGUUCAGAUGAUUGUAACGUACCCGAAGUUAAAAUGAUUUCGGGAGAAAUCGAGGGGUACAUUUCUUUAAUAGGAGUCAUCAUUUCGACAGCAGCGUUAUUUCUGACAUUUAUUGUAUAUAUAUCAUGUCCCCAAUUACUGAACACCCCUGGAAAGAUCAUGUUAUGUCUCGUUCUUUCAUUGUUCUUUGCGCAGAUAACGUUCAUUAUAGCAUCGAAAAUGAACCCUGUGCCAUUUAUGUGUACGGCCAUUGCGGUGUUAAUCCAUUAUUUCUUCUUAGCAGCAUUCGGCUGGAUGAAUGUUAUAGCUUUCGACCUCUGGAAGACAUUUUCUAAAAGCUUUGUUACAUCCGGGUCGGUAGAUAAAGCAGGCAAGCGUUUUCGUUUGUAUAGCAUUUACGCUUGGGGUAUACCCAUGAUUUUAAUUGGAAUCGCUUUAAUUAUUGAUCAAGCUGAUUUUGAUAUUAACCCGGAUUUUAAACCAAGAUACGGCAAAGGCUUAUGCUGGUUUAAUUCUCGAGUGAGUUUGAUUGUGUUUUUCGCUGGGCCACUUGCAGUUUUCAAAUUAUUUGAUAUUGUAUCGUUUGUGUUCACAGCUGUACAUAUUGCACGUGCAAACAGGCAGGGUGCCAGAGCGAGAACUAAGAAAAAUGCAUGUUCCCUACUGAUUAAUGUGAAACUGUCCAUGGUGAUGGGUCUCACAUGGGUGUUCGCAUUUCUGGCCAAUAUCAGCAACAAUUCAGUAAUGUGGUAUCUCUUUAUCUUGUUCAAUACACUGCAAGGCUUGUUUAUUGCAAUUAGUUUCCUGUGCACCAGAAAGGUAAUUAGGCUUGUGCACGAGAAAUUUGAGGUGAUAUCAAGUGCGUUGUCAAGUAAACGAGAAUCUUCCGGAACUCAGCUAACUUCGCUCGCAAAAUCGUCAGAAUAGUAAACAUACAUUAUAUGCUCCUUUUAGAAAUAGUAUUAGUUUGAUUCUAAUUUAAUAGCGGGUUGUGAAGUAUGAUUAUCGACUAAAUUUUAACGAAUAUUUGUUCUUUUCCUUCAUACUUUUAUAUUGUAAUUUGAAGUAUAUAUCUAUGUGUUAAUAAUUAUGGACCGCCUUUACAGCAUUGCGCAAUAUGAAUUAUUGUUAUUUAGUUUACCAAAAUUGUGUUUAUAAUAGCUUUACAAAACUCAAUUAGAGAAAUAUAGGAACAAUUCAGUAAAUGUUUGCUUAGUUUACCAAUAAACAAAAACUGGCAAAUUGUGGAGACAUAUUUGAGAAGAUGUGUUCCUGUCGAUUUAUUUUGGAAAUAUAACGACUCGGGGUUGCCUUUUUAUGUGUUUCUCGAUUUUUAAAAUAUGGCCGAGUGGUUUAUGUAUGCAAAUAUUGCACAUUUUUGCAUUAAGAAAUUAGUACAUGUAUAUGUUUUGUAUAAUAUGAAUUCUUUAAAUGAGGUACGUGUAUUACUCUAUGUGCUAUUACUAUUUAUGAAAUAUAAAUCAAUUUAGUGGUUUAUUUAUUCCAUUUGCGCUGAAUACGUUAUUUUUGAAUGUGUAUUUGCAUAUAUUUAUUGCUUUUCCAAUGAGUAUUUUAUUAAAGCAUUUAGUGUUAUAUAAACAGUAUUUAUAUUAGUGCGAAUUUAAGUAUGUGUAAACUAUUUACAAUUCUAAUUGUGUCAAGCGUUAAUACUCAUAAUCUACCUGCGUUUAAAUCAUGACGUCAAGAUUUUAAAAGUAAAUUUCUUAAAGAAAAAAACGUUUCGUUUACCACAGCUGUCAUGAACACAUUAUAUUAAGAGUAUUUUUUAUGAAUUUUGACAUACGGAAUCAUAAGAGGAGUGCGCAAUAGCUGAUGAAAUAUCGAUUUAUUGUGUGUUUUGUUAUUUUGCAUGUGUUUUAUUUGUGCUGUAUUGUUUUUAUCAUAAUUUAUUUGAUAUAAACAAAUUGAACAUCAGGUUCAUUACUUAAGAUCUAACAUCUUGCAAGUUCUUGGUUUCGAUUAAUUAAAAUCUAAAAUAAAACCGGCGUAUAGAUGUUGUUCACAAGCAAAUGUCUUUUGCUCAGGGAAAUUGGAAUUUCGACAAAACAAUCAGUGAAGCGACGUCUUGGGAAAAUUAAUUACGACGAAAGACAGAUGGUAAUUGUCAAAUAUAUGACCUUUGACGACGAAUACCGUGACGAAUUGAGACGAUACUGAUAUAAGAUGAUAUUGCAUAAAACGUCAUCAAGUAGAAGAGCUUAAUAAAAAUAUAUUUGUUU
Messenger RNA from Dreissena polymorpha, 3596 nucleotides. RefSeq lists its product as uncharacterized. Gene Ontology annotation, molecular function: G protein-coupled receptor activity. Gene Ontology annotation, cellular component: membrane. Lineage: Eukaryota; Metazoa; Mollusca; Bivalvia; Myida; Dreissenidae. Gene Ontology annotation, biological process: cell surface receptor signaling pathway; G protein-coupled receptor signaling pathway. The transcript has 2 exons. Bases 115 to 2283 code for a protein of 722 amino acids. The record is from RefSeq and is a predicted model, not a curated record.